Molecule: messenger RNA, 2852 nt
Organism: Homo sapiens (human)
Lineage: Eukaryota; Metazoa; Chordata; Mammalia; Primates; Hominidae
Gene: LSM6
Product: LSM6 homolog, U6 small nuclear RNA and mRNA degradation associated
Exons: 4
Coding region: 731-973 (80 amino acids)
Biological process (GO): mRNA splicing, via spliceosome
Cellular component (GO): cytoplasm; nucleus; Lsm2-8 complex
Molecular function (GO): RNA binding
Source: RefSeq, a predicted model, not a curated record
CCCUGCCUCGGCGCUUUCGGUUUUGGCUGGGAUCAUCCGCGGCGGCCGGGCUCGUGGGGCGCCUGGAGUGAGGGUUCUGGUUCCCGCCGGCGAGGUGAGCCGCACCGCUGCGCGGGCCGACGACGGGGCCGGGCGCAGCCCCAGGUUCGGUGCCCCAGUGUUCAGUCGCGCUGUGGAGCGGCGGCUGCAGCGGCCCUAGGCCGGGCGAGGCAGCCCCGGAAAGGGCCUGCGGUGAACAGGCUGGGGCUCCGGGAAGGGACCGCUGGGUGGCGGGUCCCCGCGAAAUGCCGCGUCCAAGCUCUCCGCGCAUGGAAUGGCUGGGAGAGGUCUGAUGGUGGGCGCCGGGACCGCCCUCAGCGAGGCGCCUAGACUGCGCGGAGAGGAGCGGCACCGUCCCGGCUCCUACCGAGUUGGCGUCCGAGAUCAAUUCAGGUUGUUGAAGUUCCCCAGGGAGCCCCGACGCUAAUCCCAAGAUUCGGCGGGAAAGCGGAUCCCGAACCCAGGCCUAGGCUUCGCCUGUCUUCCAGGAGGGCUUCAGGGAAUUGCGAACCCUCUCCUACAUCGGGGUGGCUGCGCCUGACCACAGGAAUUAAAGGCUGGACUCGCCUGUCUUACCAAGUUGUCAGGUCGAGGAACCCGAUUGUAUGGUCUUAAGUCCUAUCGCCCAAGGUUUUCUGUGCGUAUGCGUGUCCGCACACCUGCAUAGCAGGCAUUUUUAAGGAUUGUUAAAAUGAGUCUUCGGAAGCAAACCCCUAGUGACUUCUUAAAGCAAAUCAUCGGACGACCAGUUGUGGUAAAAUUAAAUUCUGGAGUGGAUUAUCGAGGGGUCCUGGCUUGCCUGGAUGGCUACAUGAAUAUAGCCCUGGAGCAGACAGAAGAAUAUGUAAAUGGACAACUGAAGAAUAAGUAUGGGGAUGCAUUUAUCCGAGGAAACAAUGUGUUGUACAUCAGUACACAGAAGAGACGGAUGUGAAGACACCAAGAGAGCAACGCUUUUCAUAGUUGGAUAUAUUUUUUUAUGAAUUUUUUCUAAUUUUUGCUUCUUUUGUGAUACAAUUUGUCCUCUUUUUAUAAUAGUUGGUGAUUUUUCACUGACAUGUGAGUAAGAUAAAUGUAUACAAUUGUGGAUUUAAUUGUGAAAUGUUCUUUCACUUGUAAGUUUCAGUCAUUUUCUUUUACCUCGUUGUCAGUGUACAGAAUGCUAAAAUAAUUAAAAAAAGACAAAAUAUACCUCUUCCUACAAGAUUAUUUAACUUAAGUUUCGAGAAGUGUCAUUUCAUUUGACUUGCUUUUCUUAUCCAGCUAAAAUGAUGCAUAUAUUUUAUAUAUUGUAUGGACAUAUAAUUAAAACAUUUUGGAGGAAUCCUCCUUUAUUGCAUCCUUUUCUGUUCAUACAGAAUCCUUGCGUGAAUAUGUUCUACAAAGGCAUCCAGUUUCAGUCUGAAGCUACAAAAAGGGGCCACAGGAUCAGAAGUUCAGCCACUGAUUGAGUCACCUAAAUAAAAAACAGAAUUGGAAAGCCAAGAGUGCCACUUGCACAUAAGGAGUGGGAAUUCGAACUGAGGUGCUGGAGAAAUCCUAAAGAUGAACAAGAUUUCAGUGAGGAGAAAGCCCUCCUGUCAGUGGUCCCCCUGCAUCUCCUUAUGCAAUUAGACUUUUUAGGUUUCCCUGCUCCCUUUCAGGAGCAUUGGCAUCAACGUUAUUCUCUCAGUUUAUGAACACAGUAGGGGAGGGGCCAUUCCUGUACAUCUCUCACAGUCAGAUUAAAGCAAAGCCUAGAGUUUGUAAACAUAAUUCAGGUUCUAAUUGCCGAGCUGAGAUUGGGAAAGAAUUUUUCCUAACUCUGGUCUAGCAAGUGGCUGUAGGGAGGCCUUUCUCAAAAAUCAGCUGUAUUUGCCUUUGACAUUGUCCAGGAGCAGAGCACCAGGCUUUAUGUUGCUUGGCACAAGGCAGCUCCUCUGGUUAUGUGACUCCUGCUGAGAGGAUUUUCACAAUUUAUUAAUGAGCUUUCCACAACCCUGCUUUAUUCUCCAAACAGUUUUACGCUGUCUCUAGGAACAACAAAUAUAUCUGGGCACUGUGGUUGAAUGAAUACCAGACAAUUGUGUGAAUGUUGUAUUGGACUUCCUCUUCCCUCCCUUCCCAAUCUAAAUAGCAUUCCUAUUUCAGGAGCCGAUGGUGUGAUUCGAAACAACUGCUUGGUUGAAGGAUGGGGGGCAGGAUCGAGAAGGAGAGAGGGAAGGGGCAGUGCUGAUUCUGGAGAGGUGUAUGUAGUGUUUUGUCUUGGUUUAUUUUAAAGAUCAGAGAGUAAUUGGAAACAAUUAUUUUUUAAUUAAUAACUUGGGAAAGGUGAACAGAAGCAUUUCACAGGGUUUUACCGUGUGCACACUGAAAAUAAAACACUUUAUGCUAUGCUUCAAUAAUUUAUCACUUCUUGACAGGGGCUUGGAAAAGGUCCAGUAUGUAAGUACAAAUCACCAAUUUGCUCUUUUAUAAAUGAGUUCUUUUAAGGAGAAAAUGGAUGGCUCUCCAAGUGGAGCAUACAUGUUCUCAUUUGUUUUGUAGAAUAUGUGGGGCUGCAGGUUAUUGUGUCCCUUCAUUCACUUAUAUCAGCCACCUCUAAAAGCAAUUCCAUUGUAGUCUCCCACUAAUCUGUAGCGUCCUGUUUUUUCUAACUUCUUCCCUGACCUCGCCUUUGAUAUAUAAGUCUUUAUUUUCCCCUUGCCAUCUCUCUAGUUUAAUAGCUCUACAGUGGAGUACUGUUUUCAACCAUGGAACUACUUUUAAUCAAGAUCAACUUUGGGAAGUGCUGCCAUUUUUAUGGUAAUAAAGGACUGUAUUAUGCACUUGAA